GCUCCUGGGCAGGCGGGUGCCAGCUCCGCUCAGGUUGGAGGCAGGGUGGGGCAGGGUGGGGUGGGGAUGGGCAGCCCCGGGGUCCCAGGCCCAGGUGGCUGGAUGCGCAGCAGGCUCAGAGGCAGGAGUCACGCCCGAGCUGUGGCCUGUGCAAGUGUCAGGCGUCUUCUUUUAGCCGGGCACAGGUAUCUCAGGGGAACACUGUAGAGACUUGGCCCCUGGGUUCCCCACCUUCCAGGCAGCCUUAGAGAGGCCGGGGCUCCCCCGCUGCCACCGCCCUGCCCCCCUUUCUCAUUGGCACGGCGGUGCCUUGUGUUCCCUCCCAUCUGGCAGGGAGGCUGGGGCAGGGGGGCUUGACCCAGGGACCUGCCCCUGGGCUGGGGACAGCGUGGGCAGAGGCCCAUCGGGACCCCACACAGGCUCCCCUCCCAGGGACGCGCAGGCCAGCCGCAGUAUUCCUCCAGGGACCCCAAGCCUGGCUGGGACAGGAGCCUGCCUUAGGCCUAAGAUGAGAGAGCUCUUCUGACAGGAGGGAGGAGGGCCUUAACCAAGCCCAGCCUCCGCCUGCCCCGGCCCCUGUGACAUUCCCAAUUGCUGGGGACUGACUCACCCCCACUUCAAAGGCCUUAAAUAGUUCCGGUAUUUCACCUGCUAGCAGUGCCAUCGCUCUGGAAUUCUGCUCUGUGGAGAGCCGAGGCCCCACCUGCAGACCCAAGGCUCACCUGGGCAGCCGCCUCCUCUCAGCCCACCUGCGCUCCCGGCCUUCUGAGUCCUCCUCAGGGGCCAUCGGCCCUCGCCUGCCGCUGCCGACAGGAUGCCCGCCCCCGCCGCCCCCACCGCAACCACGGCCGUGCAGGUGCCCCUGUGGCACCACUACCUGCAGGCCAUCCGGUCCCGGGGGGCGCCGCGUGCCCAGGACUUCCAGCGCGCAGAGAACGUGCUGCUCACGCUGCUGGAGCGCGUGCACGCCCUGGACCCCCGCUUCACCGUGGACUACUCCCGAGGCCUGGAGGCCUUCCAGUUCGCCCUGCGCUCCUCUGAGGACCCCCUGGACAUGGAGGUGCCCCUGCGGGUGGACGCCGAGGCUCUGCUGAUUGAGGAGCCAGAGGCUGCCCAGCCGGGGGAUGGCCCCGAGUUAUGCCGCCUGGGUGUGCCCAGGGAAGGGGCUGGCCUGGAGCGGUGGACCACCGAUGAUAUCUUCACUGCCUCCUCGGAGGGGGACGCCAAGUGCCGUGGACACAUUGUGCCCAGCAAGGUCCUGUGUGUCCUCAGGGACCUGCUGGUGGCGGCCAUCGUCCACUGCAAGCACCACAGCCUCAUCGCGCCAGGUUCGCUGAACGCGGACAGCCUGAGGGAGGAGCAGCUGCACCUGUCCUUGCUGGUGUCCAGCGGCUGGAGGACAAUCCGCUUCCACGUGGUGCCCGUGGUGAGAAGGGGGCUUGGGGUUCCUGCGCUGGAGGGGGCCCAGCAGAUGCCUGGAUUCCCCGAGGCCAGCCUGAGAAGGGUCCUCAGCCAAGGGGUGGACCUGGUGCCAGCCAGCGCCCAGCUCUGGAGGACCUCCACUGACUACCUGCUCACCAGGCUGCUGGGGGAGCUAGGCUCCCUGCAGGGCCAUCGCCUGGACAGUCUCUCCGUCCUCGACCGGGUGAAUCAUGAGAGCUGGCGAGACGGUGGCCGGACCGACGGCCUGACCUUCAGCCAUCUGAAGAUGGUGCUGCUGUGGGCCUCCACGCUCUUCCCGGCGCCCGAGGACUGGGCGGAGCUGCAGGGCGCUGUGUACCGUGUGCUCGUGGUGCUGCUGUGCUGUCUGGCCACGCGGAGGCUGCCCCACUUCCUCCACCCGCAUCACAACCUGCUGCAGGGCAGCGGCCUGGACCUCGGCGUCGUCUACCAGCGCGUGGAGGGCUUCGCCAGCCAGCCCGAGGCGGCGCUGCGCAUCCACGCCACCCACCUGGGCCGCAGCCCCCCGCCGCGCGUCAGCUCCGGGCUCAAGGCGCUCCUGCAGCUGCCGGCCAGCGACCCCACCUACUGGGCCACCGCCUACUUCGACGUCCUGCUGGACAAGUUCCAGGUCUUCAACAUCCAGGAUGAGGACCGGAUCGCUGCCAUGCAGAGCAUCUUCCAGAAGACCAGGACUCUGGGCAGCAAGGAGAGAUGAGGGGGGCCGCCCAGCCUUGGCCACCCAUUCACGGCCGCCCCACAGACUGUACCACGCCACGGGAGGUCCUGGGGCAUCUGGGAGAAGGAAUGGGCUGCUCAUGGAGGGGGUGAGGGAGGGAUUUUGUCCCCAGGAGUGGCCUCUGAGAGUCUUUCAGUGCCUGGCGAGGCAGAGCAGUCCUCCUGGAGCACUUCGUCCCGGGGUGAGGGCCUGGAGGCAGGUGCCACGCUUUCCACGUGGUGCCUGUUGACCCAGCCACAUGGUGCUGACAAGAAAGCCACACUGGCUGAGACCUGGGGCUGAGCGCCUGGCCCGGCCUGCACCAUGUGCCAUUCCUUGGUGAUGAAGUGCUGUAUAUUUGGUCUCAAAUAAAGGAACGUGCGCGGCAUACGCAGCAGAAAAGACACUCUCCACGUCUCGUAUAUCUGUGUGGAAAACAUUUCCCCUACAAGCAGAAGAGGCCCCCGUGCAGAUGGAUAAUUCUGAGUCUUCUCCAUUCUCUACCAAUGACCCCCUUCUCCAGGCAUCCCACCUCCAACCUUGUUCUUACAGCAAACUCAGGCCGGCAGAGGGGGCACACGGCCAUGAGCCCGCCCGCCCAGGACUAGUCCCAUCUGCGUCUGCCCGUCCCUGGGGAAGUGGCCCCAA
Sapajus apella (tufted capuchin) is the source of this 2806-nucleotide messenger RNA. It is a transcript of the gene MAB21L4, whose product is annotated as mab-21 like 4. The record is from RefSeq and is a predicted model, not a curated record. NCBI's taxonomy places the organism in Eukaryota, Metazoa, Chordata, Mammalia, Primates, Cebidae. Bases 815 to 2158 code for a protein of 447 amino acids. The transcript has 5 exons.